This is a messenger RNA of Rotaria sp. Silwood2, 1087 nucleotides long. The record is from the annotation of a GenBank genome assembly. NCBI's taxonomy places the organism in Eukaryota, Metazoa, Rotifera, Eurotatoria, Philodinida, Philodinidae.
CACCCACACCCACACCCACACCCACACCCACACCCACACCCACACCCACAUGCACACCCACACCCCACCCACACCCUUUUCUCCUACUGCAUCGUUCACAUAUUCUCUAUUAAAAAUUUCCACAGACAAUAUAGCGAUACAUAAUUUGAUGAAUUUUUCUAAAAGAUUGAAUUAACAUUCUAAAUCUUGUAGUCAUUGUAAAUUUUUCUUUGAAGGUGAACAUGAAAAUCUGAAACGAUUGCAAGGAGAUUUGAAUAAUAGAGAAAAAGCCAUAAAUCGAGAAAAGACUCAUCAGAAUGAAUUACUUCAAGCCGAACUGAAAACAGUCGAUGAUUUGAAGAUUGAAAUCCAGACUAAAAAGGACAGUCUGAAAGAUUUGAACGACCAAUUGAAUAUGAAGAAAGACGAUUUGAAGAAUAUUGCUGUAGAGACUGAAAGAUUGAGAGCAGAAAAAGUUACUCUUAAUGGAGAGCUUCAACAAACAAAAGAUGAUUUGAACAAGACGGAAGGUGAACAUCGUGAAACACGUCGAAAAUAUGAAACUCAAAAGAACAAAGUCGAAACUCUACGUCAAAAUGCUGAAAUGUUACAUAGACGAAAUGAACGAUUAUCAAUCAAUGAACAACACAUAAAAGAAAGAUCAAAUCAAAAGAUCGCACAAGUUGACAAAAACACAGUUGCAACGAAUGAAAUCAAAGGCAAAAUCAAUGCUGAACGCCUACGACUUGAUAAUGGACAAAGAACGAUUGAAACGGCGAAAAAGGAUUUAAUAACGAUAAAGACAAAAGUUGAAUGUUUAGAUGCAGAAAUUGUCAGCAAACAAACAAGAUUCAAUGAAAUGAAAGAAGAACUCAAUCGAUUUCAUGCAGAUGUCGAUACAAAUGAGGAUCAGAAAGCAGCCAAUUAUAAACGACUUGAACAAAUCGAAAAGAAUCUAACAGGAUUAAUGCAACAUCAAUGUGAAUUACAGAAAGGGCAUGCCACAAAAAUUCACAAUAUUGCUCAGUCAAAGCAAUCCGUCAAGCAGACAGUAAUCAACACAAAUACUUUAUUGAAUAAACAAAAAAACAAACAACAAUCAGAUUAA